ACUUCCGUGCAACUUGUUUCGGAUGCGACCAUUCAAGCCCAAAACGGCCACAGGAGUGACUAUCGUUUCUGCCUGUUUGCCGGAGUGAAGUCACACGAGAGAUCACAGUUAAGAAACAGGCAACUUACAUCAUCCAAGAAGAGGGAAAAUGGCCCAAUGUGCAGAGCCUGGUGCCGUUAACGGAACGAAACCAAGAAGAGUAGCCAUCAUCACGGGCAUCACUGGGCAGGAUGGCUCUUACUUGGCAGAGUUUCUGCUGGAGAAGGGCUAUGAGGUCCAUGGUAUUUUGCGCAGAUCCAGUUCCUUCAACACUGGCCGCAUCGAGCACCUCUACAAAGAUCGCUGCACACACACAGAAGGAAGAUUGCAAUCAAAUCCUGCAUCCAUGAAGUCCCAGCACACACCCUAUAUGAAAUUACACUACGGGGAUCUGACAGACAGCACAUGCUUGGUAAAGAUCAUAAACGAGGUGAAGCCGACAGAAAUCUACAACCUUGGAGCCCAGAGCCACGUGAAGAUCUCCUUCGACCUGGCGGAAUACACAGCUGAUGUGGACGGCGUGGGGACACUGCGCCUGCUGGACGCGGUGAAGACGUGCGGACUCACUAACUCGGUGCGCUUCUACCAGGCCUCCACCAGCGAGCUCUACGGCAAGGUGCAGGAGAUCCCUCAGACGGAGACCACACCCUUCUACCCCAGAUCACCAUAUGGUGCUGCAAAGCUCUACGCGUACUGGAUAGUGGUGAACUUCAGGGAGGCUUAUGACCUCUUUGCUGUGAACGGAAUCCUCUUCAACCAUGAGAGCCCAAGAAGAGGUGCAAACUUUGUGACGCGUAAGAUCAGCCGGGCAGUGGCGAAGAUCCACCUGGGCCUGGCUGAGUCCCUGAGCCUGGGCAACAUAGACUCGAAGAGAGACUGGGGGCAUGCCAAAGACUACGUAGAGGCGAUGUGGCUGAUGCUUCAACAGGAGACACCGGAGGACUUUGUCAUCUCAACAGGAGAAGUGCACAGCGUACGAGAGUUUGUUGAGCGAGCCUUUAAACACGUAGGCAAAACUAUCGAGUGGGAGGGCGAGGGUGAGAAGGAGAUUGGACGCUGUGUGGAGACAGGCGUGGUGCAUGUGCAUAUAGACCCCAAGUACUACAGACCGACUGAAGUGGACUACCUGCAGGGAGACUGCUCCAAGGCUGGGAGGAUAUUGGGCUGGAAGCCAAAGGUGUCCUUUGAGGAACUCGUCAAGGAGAUGGUGGAUGCUGACGUGGAACUGAUGAAGAAGAAUCCAAAUGCCUGAAAAACACAAACACACAUUAUCCAUCCAUUCUUUCUGUUCCUUUAAGAAAAAAAAAAAACACUCCUCUCGUUUGAAAUGUCAAGAAGUGUCUUGUUUUUAUGUUACCUUUUUUUUAUUUACAUUUGCUUUGCCUUUGCACAUUACGUUGCACACGCGUUCCUGCAUCAUGUUACAUUCUGACCGCACAUUCCUCGCCUCUCAUGCCUUCCUCCUGUAUUUCUUUCCUUUCUGUUUUCUACGGUCAAAAAGAAGGAUUCAAUCACUUUUUAUUAUUUAACAAAGUCUAUUUUUUAUUUUAUUGUUACAGAAAAUGAAGGUGUUGCAAAAAUAAUGAACUUGUAUUGUAAACCUACAGAGAUUUAUUUCCUACGGUGUAAUCAUGUAAAAAGGGUUUUUUACAUUAAAUUCUAGAUGGAUUUAAAUUGA
Sardina pilchardus (European sardine) is the source of this 1717-nucleotide messenger RNA. It is a transcript of the gene gmds, whose product is annotated as GDP-mannose 4,6-dehydratase. Gene Ontology annotation, cellular component: cytoplasm. The record is from RefSeq and is a predicted model, not a curated record. The transcript has 12 exons. Gene Ontology annotation, molecular function: GDP-mannose 4,6-dehydratase activity. NCBI's taxonomy places the organism in Eukaryota, Metazoa, Chordata, Actinopteri, Clupeiformes, Clupeidae. The coding region runs from base 149 to 1291 and encodes 380 amino acids. Gene Ontology annotation, biological process: GDP-mannose metabolic process.